Messenger RNA from Penicillium maclennaniae, 1491 nucleotides. Its product is annotated as MoeZ/MoeB. Gene Ontology annotation, cellular component: cytosol; cytoplasm. Bases 1 to 1491 code for a protein of 496 amino acids. The transcript is spliced from 3 exons. Gene Ontology annotation, biological process: protein urmylation; tRNA wobble position uridine thiolation. Lineage: Eukaryota; Fungi; Ascomycota; Eurotiomycetes; Eurotiales; Aspergillaceae. Gene Ontology annotation, molecular function: URM1 activating enzyme activity; thiosulfate-cyanide sulfurtransferase activity; adenylyltransferase activity. The record is from RefSeq and is a predicted model, not a curated record.
AUGGAGAGUCUCGAAGACACUUGCGCCUCACUCCGAGCGCAGAUUGCAGCCACAGAGACCGAGCUUGAAGGCCUCAAGCGCGACCUCGCCAACGCCGAAGCCGCAGCCGCAGCCAAGUCCGAAGCAGGCUUGACGGGUGAGCCUCACAAAGGCCAGAAUGAUGCCGGGAACCGCUGGCCGCUGCUGCCGGAGGAAUAUAAACGAUACGGGAGGCAAAUGAUCGUAUCGCAAAUCGGUCUACGAGGACAACUCAAGUUGCGCGCCGCUAAAGUCUUGCUCGUUGGAGCCGGUGGUCUAGGAUGUCCCGCUGCACAGUACCUUGCCGGCGCCGGUGUCGGAACACUUGGUCUGAUUGAUGGCGAUACGGUCGAGAUUUCGAAUCUACACAGGCAGGUGCUGCACCGCGGCAAGAAUGUGGGGAAGUACAAGGUGGACAGUGCGAUCGAGGCGCUACGAGAAUUAAAUCCCCAUCCGACGUACAUUGCGCAUCGAACACAUCUCACGCCCGACGAGGCGCCUACCAUCUUUGAAAAAUAUGACCUUAUUCUUGAUUGUACGGAUAAUCCGGCGACGCGAUACCUGAUUUCGGACACUGCUGUGUUGAGGGGUAAACCAGUGGUGUCGGCGUCUGCUUUGCGAACGGAGGGUCAACUCGUCGUGUUGAAUAAUCCUCCUCGACGUCCGGGUGAGAAAGACGGUGGCCCUUGCUAUCGCUGUGUAUUUCCAAAGCCCCCACCAGCCGAGAGCGUUGUCAGUUGUGCCGAUGGUGGUAUCAUUGGACCGGUCGUUGGAACCAUGGGGGUCUUGCAGGCCCUGGAGGCGAUCAAGGUGCUUACUGCGCCUGAGACCGACGCGGCCACACAUGGCACCACACCCCGCGAGGCUCCUGUGAUGCAGAUAUUCUCUGCGUUCUCAAAUCCUCAAUUCCGUUCGAUUCGGAUUCGUUCUCGCCGAGCCAACUGUGCGGUGUGCUCCGCCGAGGCCACCGUGACGCUUGAUACCAUUGCGUCGGGAUCCACUGAUUAUGUAUUCUUCUGUGGCUCAGCGACAGUGCCAUCGUUACUGGGUCCCGAUGAGCGCGUCUCACCAGAAGAGUAUCGUGAAAAGCACCCGUUGAUUAAUACCCGGACAAAUUGGGAACCCAAGGACUCACACACCGUCAUUGACGUGCGAGAUAAGGCGCAAUUUGGAAUAUGCAACCUCGAAAACAGCAUUAACAUUCCUAUUUCCAAUUUUCUGGGCUCCGCCCCAGUUUCAACAGCCGACCUCCAAACCAGUCAAGUUCCGCCAUGGCUGCCAUCAGAAAUGGUCUCUACCGAGUCGAACGACCCAAUUUAUGUGGUCUGCCGUCUUGGGAACGAUUCCCAGAUCGCAGUGAAGAAACUGAAGGACCUCGGCCUCGACCGAAACGGCCAAAGGUACAUCGGAGACAUUCGCGGCGGGUUCCGCGCAUGGCGGGAGCAAGUGGAUCCAGAUUGGCCCGAAUAUUAG